Messenger RNA from Medioppia subpectinata, 405 nucleotides. The record is from the annotation of a GenBank genome assembly. NCBI's taxonomy places the organism in Eukaryota, Metazoa, Arthropoda, Arachnida, Sarcoptiformes, Oppiidae.
AUGUCUUGUCGCACAAAAAUGUUACCUAAACUCCGGACGUUAAAAAUCACUUUCCUAUUGAUUAUGUCGUUAUCACUACUCUGUAUAUACAACUGGACUUCAACCAAGAUUGCGGUUAGAGAUCUCAUAUACCUGACCAGGCCAAUUUGGGAUGGUAGCCAACAAGUAUUUACAAUAGUACCUCAUUAUUAUACCGAUGGUCUGAAUGGCAGCCAAUUGUGUCAUUUUCACGGCUGGCAGAAGAGAACAAAUACAGUGCAAGUGAUCGACACAAUCAUAUUCUCCAUAGAACUGGACUUAUUAGAGAUCCGAAUCAAAGAGUUGUGGCCUUUUGUCGACCAUUUCAUUGUCUUAGAGGCCGACAAAACAUUUACCGGAAGACAGAAACGACUUUUACUAAAUGAA